Molecule: messenger RNA, 824 nt
Organism: Solanum verrucosum
Lineage: Eukaryota; Viridiplantae; Streptophyta; Magnoliopsida; Solanales; Solanaceae
Product: receptor kinase-like protein Xa21
Exons: 2
Coding region: 129-446 (105 amino acids)
Biological process (GO): protein phosphorylation
Molecular function (GO): protein kinase activity; ATP binding
Source: RefSeq, a predicted model, not a curated record
AAUUGGAUGGUGCAUUCAAAAGCUUUGACAAGGAAUGUGAGAUACUCCGGAACCUUCGCCAUAGAAAUCUGACCAAAGUCAUCACCAGCUGCUCCAAUCUUGAUUUCAAGGCCCUAGUGUUGGAAUACAUGCCCAAUGGGACACUUGAUAAAUUGUUAUACUCUCACAACUUGUUCUUGAACUUAUUGCAGAGACUGGAUAUAAUGAUAGAUGUUGCAUCUGCAAUGGACUAUCUCCACAAUGGCUAUUCAACGCCUGUGGUGCAUUGUGACUUGAAGCCAAGCAAUGUCUUGUUAGAUGAAGAAAUGGUUGCUCAUGUAAGUGAUUUUGGCAUUGCAAAAAUGUUAGGUGCAGGGGAGGCUUUUGUUCAAACAAGGACAAUUGCAACCAUUGGAUAUAUUGCUCGAGAGUAUGGACAAGAUGGAAUAGUAUCCACGAGUUGGUGAUGUUUAUAGUUUUGGCAUACUGAUGAUGGAGACGUUCACACGAACAAGACCAAGUGAUGAAAUAUUUACUGGACACUUGAGCAUACAACGUUGGAUUAGUGAUUCCUUUCCGGGUGAACUUCACAAGGUGGUGGAUUCUAAUUUGGUACAGCCAGGAGAUGAACAAAUCACUACAAAGAUGCAAUGUUUGUUAUCUAUCAUGGAAUUAGCUUUGAACUGCACUUCAGUGAGACCUGAUGCAAGAAUUAGCAUGAAAGAUGCUCUUUCAACACUCAAAAAGAUGAGGGUCCAGCUUGUUAGUAGUCGGCACUAGGUGGAAUCGUUACCAACCUGCUCUUGUAUGUUAUUUAGUUACCAAUCUGCUCUCUUAUGUUAUUC